CGUACAUGACUGUGCGAUUGCGCUUUUUCGACCAAGUGUACUUCCUCAUUCAGUCAGUUUUAAUCUUUAGGACUGUGCAGAACGAAACAUAAUGCGGAUUUUCACAAUUGUGUUUGUGUUAAUACUGGGUACGGGUCCAGUAAAGGGGACAAAUUAUUCAAUUGACACAACCACUAACGAUUGGGGUAAAGCGCCUUGUACAUUGGCCGCUCCAACACUCAUCUACAACAGUUCAUCAAGACAGUGGAUGGUGAAUAAGCUACCUCAGGAUAUCCAUCCAAGUGGUGUUUGGAUUGGAUAUAUUAACACAACUGUAGCGUUGGAAUACAUCGGGUGUACAACACAUGUGAGAAACGAACCUGUUCUUCUGAACAGUGUAGGGGAUUGCCAUUUUAUUUGCAAAGGCACGGCUUUUGCAGUUCAAGUAUCAGAUGUGAACAUCAACUGCGUGUGUGUGAAUACUACCGAUUAUCUGCGCAACAAGAGCUGUACGGAAAACUGCGGACAACAUUUUCUCUGUGGCCAACCGAAAACGAGCGCUUUUGCAAUUUAUAAUAAAACAGGUACAACAACACAGCCCACUGAGAACGAUCACUUUUGUUUAAACUACUUUUAUGCCAUGAAUUUUACCUGGAAAUCGUGUUAUAAUUCCUAUAAACGAGUUCUAUGCAGAGAUUAUGAUGCACAUGCACAACCCUUUGCGAGAGUUCAUCCUGACACAUCCCCGUUACCAGCAUCAUGGUCGAUAGCAAAUAAAUUGUGUUUUAAAAAUGAUAAACUCCCUGCAACUAUGCAAAGUAUACGAAACAGUAUCAAUGCUAAUCUGUUCAACGAUGAUAACGCCCAAUCAUACUGGACUGGCAUCCAAGUAACAUAUACACUGCAAAAAGCGGAAAGUCAUUAUCAUAUUGAAUAUCCUAAAGGUGUGGGUUUUGGAUAUUUGGCCUCUGACGGUAUCGUUCACUUUGCAAAACAUGGACACAAAAGAAGCCUGUGUCAGAAUUUGUCGUUAGAUUCAAGCACCACGGAUCAAACAAGAAGAACGGAGAAUGCAAUGUCAGAAGAAUCCUCGGCAGUAGCUAUUGGAGUUGGCAUUUCUAUUGGAGCUAUUACCAUAGUCGCUGUAGCUGGUGUUAUAGUAAUAUUACAUAGAAGAGGAAAUUUGUCGUGCUGUCUAGAUAAGAAAACAAUUAAGUCUUCAGAAAACAAUGUCAUUGACUCAAAUAAAGGAUAUGGCGAGAAACCCGAAAAACCGGUCCAUAAUUAUUAUGUACUCGAAAAGGUCAACACAAGAGAAUCAUUCGACGGCGAUAUAAAUACUGGUGAUCCGAACCUGAAAAAUAGAGAGGAUGACAACUAUACUUCAAUUGAAGACACCGAUGAGACUCAUACAAACGUCAAAGAAAACGAUUGUGACUACGACUAUUCAAGUAAUGGUAAAGCAAUUAAAACGUCAUGCUAUGGCCCUGAAAAUGUUUAUAAUCGACUGCAAUUAGACCGCCAUGGUGGCUAUGAAAAUACUAACGGUCAGGCUCGUGGUAUGUGCAACGACGUCGGGAAUGACUACGAUACCGCGACCGGUGCAUUGCCUUGUAUGCAUAAAUCUGUGCUUGGUGACGACAGCGACUACAAUCACAUCAAUGCUGCUUCAAAUUAUACACAAAACAGACUCAAUUCUUCUAAAGAUACACCGAACAUCGAUUAUGACGUUAUUAACGGUACAAAGUUUACACUUCAUUCCGCUGACAAUGCCGGUUAUCACCACGUUGAAAAAAAGAGUAGUGGUUAAUGUGUGUUGAAACCUGUGUAAAACUGUCGUGCAUUUGAAUCAAACAAUUUAUAUAAUUGUAUGCACCGUGAAAAAGACUAUAAUUACCACAUGUAUUAAGGAACAGGAGCAAACACUGUGGACAAGACAUAGUUGAUGCAAGCGAACUUAAUAUUUUAUAUUCGCAGCUUCAAGGAUAUCACUUCUGGUUAAUUCCCUUCGUUGGAGUUAGUUCGGAUUAUAUAAAAUAAUUAAUCAUAAGUAUUUGUUUGACUCGAAAAUCAUAUUCACAUUUCAUACAUUGAACAUAAACAUUUGUCUCUAUAUACUGUCGGUCACUUUUUCGCUUUUAAAAUAAAAUGGAUGUUUCUAAUA
Molecule: messenger RNA, 2143 nt
Organism: Dreissena polymorpha
Lineage: Eukaryota; Metazoa; Mollusca; Bivalvia; Myida; Dreissenidae
Exons: 10
Coding region: 92-1789 (565 amino acids)
Source: RefSeq, a predicted model, not a curated record